CUUCUCUGUUUCCCACAUUCCUAUUAUUCCCAUUCCCACCUUCACCGCUCUUUCUUCCUCCUCUUUUUUCCAUCUUGGGUUCUCUGAGAAACCAAGCAAUUCUAUCUCAGAAAUCCAUAAGCAACACUCAGCUACAGUAGUAGGAUUCAGAUUUUGGUUACCACGUACUGUUGGAUUGUUUUGCAUCGAAGUUGAGGGCAGCAGAGAAAGAAGAGAGCUUCUUGUUCUUGGGAGCAGCAGCAGCAAAUGGGCAACUGUUUAGAUUCUUCUGCUAAAGUUGACACAGCUCAGAGCUGUCUUGGUACUUCAGCGUCGGGGACUUCCAAAAAUUCCAGCAAAACCAGUCCCUCAUCAGCUGCUCCCUCCACCUUGACCAUUUCAUCAUAUAGUGAAAAGAGCAAUGGUUCAAGUCUUCCUACCCCAAGGACUGAAGGUGAAAUAUUGUCUUCUCCAAAUCUAAACCCGUUCUCAUUCACUGAGCUAAGGAAUGCCACCAGGAACUUUCGCCCUGACAGUCUUCUCGGCGAGGGAGGAUUUGGUUAUGUCUUCAAAGGAUGGAUUAAUGAAACCACGUUUACAGCUGCAAAGCCAGGGUCAGGAAUGGUUGUAGCCGUCAAGAAGCUCAAACCUGAAGGUUUCCAAGGUCACAAGGAGUGGUUGACAGAAGUUAAUUAUCUUGGCCAACUCUAUCAUCCAAAUCUUGUUAAGCUUAUUGGGUACUGCUUGGAAGGUGAAAACCGACUAUUGGUGUAUGAGUUCAUGCCAAAAGGAAGCUUAGAGAAUCAUCUAUUCAGAAGAGGGCCACAACCACUUUCAUGGGGAAUAAGAAUGAAAGUCGCCAUAGGUGCUGCCAGGGGGCUAAAAUUUCUUCAUGAAGCCGAAUCACAAGUUAUUUAUCGUGAUUUUAAGGCUUCCAAUAUUUUACUUGAUGCGGAAUUCAAUGCGAAACUUUCUGAUUUUGGCCUGGCCAAGGCGGGUCCCACGGGUGACAGGACCCAUGUUUCUACUCAAGUCAUGGGUACUCAAGGCUAUGCAGCACCUGAAUAUGUUGCUACAGGUCGAUUGACUGCUAAAAGUGACGUUUAUAGUUUUGGGGUUGUAUUGUUGGAACUAUUGUCUGGACGGCGAGCUGUUGAUAAAACAAAAGUUGGCGUGGAGCAGAAUCUUGUAGACUGGACAAAACCAUAUUUGGGUGACAAAAGAAAACUAUUUCGGAUUAUGGAUACCAAGUUGGAGGGUCAAUAUCCUCAGAAAUCAGCCUAUACAGCUGCUACUCUGGCUUUACAGUGCCUAAGCCCAGAAUCUAAACAAAGGCCUACAAUGUCAACAGUUUUAGCAACACUGGAACAACUUGAUGCCCCCAAAACUGCUGCCAGAAUCUCUCAAUCAGAGCAGCAGGGAGUUCCUCUUCAUCACCACAGGUCCCCAAUGCGACAUCACCGUUCCCCUUUAAAUUUAACACCCAGUGCAUCUCCAUUGCCAUCGCACCGGCCGUCUGCAUGUGUUCAUUGAACGCAGUUUUCUUUCUGGAAAUUACUCAUUUGAUUCCAUAUUUUGUUUACAUAGAAUCAAGUUUGGGUCUGUAUUUAUCACACUUUUCAGUUAGUCUGAGGAUGUAUAUUGCUGCCCCUAAUUUCUGAAUAUAUGCACAGCCUUUUUGUGGUGGUAAUGUGGUAAUCUCUGUCUUUAUUAUAGUUGUGUAAAAAGUUAGCUAUCAGUUUAAGUUGCA
Messenger RNA from Rosa rugosa (rugosa rose), 1729 nucleotides. Its product is annotated as probable serine/threonine-protein kinase PBL3. Lineage: Eukaryota; Viridiplantae; Streptophyta; Magnoliopsida; Rosales; Rosaceae. The transcript has 6 exons. Gene Ontology annotation, biological process: protein phosphorylation. Gene Ontology annotation, molecular function: ATP binding; protein kinase activity. The record is from RefSeq and is a predicted model, not a curated record. The coding region runs from base 247 to 1512 and encodes 421 amino acids.